ACGUUCGACAGCCGGCUGCUAGCCAUUGCGAACCGUGUUCGCCACUCGAUCGCUCUUCAACAGAAUCACUUUCAAUUUACCUUGAGUCAUUACACCGAGUACUCAUGUGAAUAACAAUCAACGCGCAAGUCAUCGAGGUUUUGAUAAAAGAAAUCGAAAGUUUGUAAUAGAGAAGUGGAACCGAUGUCCGAACAGAACCGGAAAAAGUAUCGUGGAAGAUCGAGCGGUAGUUUAGUGGCAAGUUCGAGGCUAAAACCGUGAGAAGGUUGACGGUCAGCAAGCUGGAGUCAAGCGAGUCGAAGCUGAACAAACUGGGAACUGAGAGUGGCUAUUCGCCUGGAUGAAGAAGACAAAUGACUGGGUGAUAGGAAAUUAGUUCCAGUGAACGCUAGGAUAAACAGGUAGCUCGAAACCGGGUGAAAAAGAGAUUUUCAAAGCGCAGAGAGAUUGGACGUCUCUGUAUCGGAUUCGCUUACGGCAGCCUUUUAACUGUCACCUGAUCUCUCGUGGCCGAACGAAAUUCGACAGAAACGAUAAAAGAUGGCCCUCUUCCAGUACUUUGGGAUCUUUGUACUUUUAAUUGUUUAUCAAGUACAAGCUAAAGUACCAGAACUUAAGGUUUCUACGCAGGAUAUUAAAGUCCAUUUAAAUUGUAAGGAGUCAUUUGAAUUGUACCUGACGCAAAACCUAACUGAAAAUGUAUUGGUAAAAAUAGAAGUACAGCAUCCAGAUUUGGUUGCUACUGAACCUGCUAAUUUUAGUAUUAAUGCAAGUGACAGUAUUUACAAAUGGAACAUAAUUAUAAAAGGCCUAGGUGCAGGACAUUCAGUUGUAGCUGUUAAUGUUACACCUAGUAAUGUUACAGAUUUUUCAGAUGCAUUUGUCAGAGUCACAGUGGAAAGAUCUGACAUUAUAUACCAUGUUAGUGCCGUGGUAGGAUGGGUAUAUUUUUUAGCAUGGAGUGUCAGUUUUUAUCCGCAAAUUUACAGUAAUUAUAAACGUAAAAGCGUCGUAGGAUUAAACUUCGAUUAUUUAUCAUUAAAUCUGAUCGGUUUUAUUAUGUACUCAUUAUUUAAUUGUGGCUUGUAUUGGAUACCCGAAGUGGAGCUUGAAUACUUUAGACGGUAUCCUAAGGGAUUAAAUCCUGUACAAGUGAAUGAUAUUUUCUUUUCCUUACAUGCAGUAUUUGCUACUGUGAUAACUAUUAUUCAAUGCUUUAUUUAUGAGAUAGGAAAUCAGAAAGUAUCUAUUACAGCACGUAUUAUUCACGUAAUAUUCGCCGUCUUUAUAUUAAUUUCUACGAUCCUAGCAGCAGUACAAACGAUCACGUGGCUUGACUUCUUGUAUUAUUGUAGUUACGUUAAAUUAUGUAUAACGUUAAUUAAAUACGUUCCACAAGCAUUUUAUAACUAUAAGAGAAAAUCUACCGUCGGUUGGAGCAUUGGCAAUAUAUUCUUAGAUUUUACUGGCGGUAUCUUAUCGAUGCUACAGAUGAUACUAAAUGCAUACAAUUAUGACGAUUGGGAAAGUAUCUUUGGCGAUCCAACGAAAUUUGGUCUUGGAUUCUUUUCAGUUGCAUUUGAUAUAUUUUUCAUUCUACAACAUUACGUUUUUUAUAGAGAUAGCCAAAAUGCAAGAAGUAAUGAAAUACUUCAUAUGCAAGAAAAUUCAGAUGAUGAAGAAACAAGGACCUGUUGCGGUUUUAUAAAAUAAAAAUGGGUUUACAUUGAAAAAUAUUUUACAAAAUUUCGUUCCAAUGUGAAUGAAGCUUCAGUAUUUUAUACUUAAAAUCAUUUCAGUGAAUAUUCGUUAUUUUAUUAAACUUCUUAUGUAAAAUUUACAUAGUAUUCAAAAUUUAAAAAUGCAUUAGAUGCAAAUAUUAUCUGUUCCACAUUUUAAGAGUGUAAAAGAAUCUCAGUUGGUUGUUAACUGCAGGUAAAUAAAAAGAAAGAAACGUGUGAAAAAUGAUAGACUAUAUUGUUAAUAAAGUAUUAAAUGAAAACCAUAAUGGAUUUGAAGUGCACAACAGUGAAAAUGAUCAUUUCAUCAUAUGAAUUUAUGUUGAAGCGGUAAUAAAAAUUGUUUGCAUGGUUUUGUGUACUUUGAUCUAUCAAAACAUAAACAUUUCAUAGUUUUUGUUAUACAGUAAUUUAAUGAAAAAUGUUUGAAGCCAGUUAACAAAUUGGUUUCAAUUAAUACACAAAGUGUUGUUAGUGUUGCGUCAUGCAUGCAGCAUGUUAUUGAAGUAUUUGUAUAACAUGGGAAAAUCUAUUCAUAAUUAAGAUUUUCUAUUGUUUGCCAUAGUUAUAAUAAUUUAUACUAUUGUAUUCGUUUGUACAUCAAACAAAAAUAUGUUACGGUUGAUAAAUUUAUGUUUAAUCAACAUAGCAAAUUUUUUAUACAUUCUAUGCUACCUCUGAUUGAAUUCCUAUGAAGCAAUAAAAUUUUAGAUUUUAA
Messenger RNA from Osmia bicornis bicornis, 2457 nucleotides. It is a transcript of the gene Ctns, whose product is annotated as cystinosin homolog. Gene Ontology annotation, molecular function: L-cystine transmembrane transporter activity. Gene Ontology annotation, cellular component: lysosomal membrane. Lineage: Eukaryota; Metazoa; Arthropoda; Insecta; Hymenoptera; Megachilidae. The transcript is spliced from 10 exons. Gene Ontology annotation, biological process: L-cystine transport. The record is from RefSeq and is a predicted model, not a curated record. The coding region runs from base 541 to 1713 and encodes 390 amino acids.